CACAUUGCUUUGAUCCCUCCCCUCCCCUCUCCUCUCUUCUCCCCGUCUCGCUCUCGCCCCUCAACACCAAGAGAAGGCUUUGGUUCUUGGGCGAGAAAGAUCGAUUCAGGAGUGCCGAGUCGAUCGAUCACAAAGAACUCGAUCAUCCGGGUGCUGGAUUACGCCAUCUCGAGCUAGACGAGCAGCGAUCUUGUUGUGGAUCGAACAGAUGAUGGCGAUGAAGGGCUACUUCCGGGCGCCGAGGCUCCACGGGAGGAAGCAGCAGCAGGUGGCGCAGCGGGGGGAUCAGACUACUUACGGCGGGGAGAGCCCGAGCGCCGCGCUGCUCGACGCCGGCGACGAGCUGGCGGGGGUGCCCAGGGGGUACUUCGCGGUGUACGUGGGCGCGGAGGCGCGGCGGUUCGUGGUGCCGACGAGCUACCUCCGCCAGCCGGCGUUCCGGGACCUCAUGGAGCGCGCCGCCGAGGAGUUCGGCUUCGCGCAGGCCGGCGGCAUCCGCAUCCCGUGCCGCGAGGAGGACUUCGAGGCCACCGUCGCCGCGCUCGAGGACGCUGUUGCGGCACGCCGGCGACGGCGGCCCGGCAGGGUCGGCACGGCGGCGGCCAAAUUGCCCAAGGCCUGGUCGUUGUAGCAAGCUAGAAGCCGGGCAGCCAUGCGUGCAGAAUUCCAGUCUUGGAAAUCAAGAUCGUGAAGAAAGCAAAGGAUUAUUUUCAUCUGAUCUCAAACUGACCUGAUUAACUCAAAUCAGUGGAAGCACCCUUUGGUUUCUAUUAUGCUAUACCUCAUUAGGCAUUAGCUACAUAAUCUGUGGAGUAAUCUUGAAACCGUUUUCUACCGGAUCAGCUCAGUCUGAGUUUCUGGAUCCUGACGAGCAGGACUCGUGUUGUGUAACAGACUCUAUUUCUUCUUAAUAUAAAGAUACCCAACUCUUCUACGUA
Molecule: messenger RNA, 938 nt
Organism: Panicum hallii
Lineage: Eukaryota; Viridiplantae; Streptophyta; Magnoliopsida; Poales; Poaceae
Product: auxin-induced protein X10A-like
Exons: 1
Coding region: 209-631 (140 amino acids)
Biological process (GO): response to auxin
Source: RefSeq, a predicted model, not a curated record